This is a messenger RNA of Amborella trichopoda, 1017 nucleotides long. Its product is annotated as coatomer subunit zeta-1. Lineage: Eukaryota; Viridiplantae; Streptophyta; Magnoliopsida; Amborellales; Amborellaceae. Gene Ontology annotation, biological process: retrograde vesicle-mediated transport, Golgi to endoplasmic reticulum; intracellular protein transport; intra-Golgi vesicle-mediated transport. The record is from RefSeq and is a predicted model, not a curated record. Gene Ontology annotation, cellular component: COPI vesicle coat.
UUCCAUUAAGCUAAACAAAUCCCUUUCUCCUCCUUCAAUCCCUCGUCAUUCCUGUUCCUCCCUAUGCCUAUUAUAGGUGGAGAAUAAACUCGCUAUUUCCAAAGAAAGGCGGGCAUUUUGAAGGUUUCACCUCGUUUCAGCGGUUUAAUAUCACCUCUCUGUCGUGGAUCUGUCUCUCGGGCUUCGUCAAUCUCACAAUCCUCAAUUGAUCAAUUUGUGGCUUCAUCGCCGAUUAUAAGAAAUGGCUUUGGAGUCCUGCCCGUCGGUUAAGAACAUUCUCCUUCUGGAUUCAGAAGGGAAGCGUGUGGCUGUCAAGUAUUACUCUGAUGACUGGCCAACACUUACUGCCAAGCAAAAUUUUGAGAAAUCUGUGUUCUCAAAAACCCAAAAAACUAAUGCUCGUGCUGAAGCGGAAAUAGCCAUGAUUGAAAAUUAUAUUGUUUCAUAUAAGUUUGUCUCCGACCUACACUUUUUCGUCACGGCUGGCGAUGAUGAGAAUGAACUCAUUUUAGCAACAGUUCUUCAAGGAUUCUUCGAUGCAGUUGGCAUUCUAUUAAGGAACAAUGUUGAUAAAAGGUCUGCUCUAGAGAAUUUGGAUCUAAUUCUUCUCUGCCUCGAUGAGAUUGUGGAUGGGGGGAUUAUUCUAGAAACAGAAGCAAGUGUAAUAGCUGAAAAAGUGGCGAGCCAAGGUCUUGAUGGAGGGGCACCUCUGUCUGAGCAGACCAUAUCCCAAGCAAUUGCGACAGCUAGGGAGCAUUUGGCUAGAUCACUUCUCAAAUAGUACUUGAGCAAUAUCGUCUUUUAUUUCAGUUAUGUCAUGUCUUUUAUUUCAAUACAUCUGUGGAGCCUUGCUUUUUUAGUUUUUAGAUUUUUUUUCCUUCUACAUGAUAAUUCUGACUGACUGGACUUUUGAAGGAUGAUGAUAAUGGGUGAGAGGUUGCCUUAAAUUUAAUUCUUCUUGUCAUCUGCAAUUCCCCUUCCAAUGAAAUUUCAAGUUUCAAGUUUCCAGUUUGACAA